Molecule: messenger RNA, 1308 nt
Organism: Ilyonectria robusta
Lineage: Eukaryota; Fungi; Ascomycota; Sordariomycetes; Hypocreales; Nectriaceae
Product: CDP-alcohol phosphatidyltransferase-domain-containing protein
Exons: 4
Coding region: 1-1308 (435 amino acids)
Biological process (GO): phospholipid biosynthetic process
Cellular component (GO): membrane
Molecular function (GO): phosphotransferase activity, for other substituted phosphate groups
Source: RefSeq, a predicted model, not a curated record
AUGUCUGGAGGCGAAACACUACCGCUAUUCAAUCCAACCUCGUCCAACCCGAGCGGUAGGAACAUGGCUCCCAAUACUAAGAGCGCGGUUGCCGAGUGCAUCUCGGACGAUGCCCUUGUCCAUCUAAAGACGUACAAAUAUUCGAGCGUCGACCUCUCUCCGGUCUCGAAAUACGUCCUCGGCCCCUUUUGGAACGCCUUCGUCGAGCUGCUACCGCUAUGGCUCGCGCCAAACAUGGUUACCCUCCUCGGGUUCUGCUUCAUCUUGGGUAACAUCAUACUACUCGAGAUUUUCAUGCCAGAUUUGGUUGGACCGGGACCAUCAUGGAUCUACUUCAGCUUCGCCUUCGGACUGUUCAUGUACCAGACCAUGGACAAUGUCGAUGGCAAACAAGCCCGCCGAACGGGAACCUCGAGCGGUCUCGGCGAACUCUUCGACCACGGUAUCGAUUCGCUCAACUGCACUCUCGCCAGCUUGCUCGAGACGGCCGCCAUGGGUCUGGGAACCACCCACGCCGGUGUCUUCACCGCGCUGUGUCCUUGCCUCCCCAUGUUCUUCUCGACCUGGGAAACCUAUCAUACACACACACUCUACCUGGGCGUUAUCAACGGUCCCACCGAAGGCUUGCUCAUUGCCUGCCUGGUCAUGAUCAUGUCUGGCAUUUAUGGUCCUGGGAUCUGGACUCAGCCCAUGAACCACCUCCUGGGCGAGCACCUGCCCGGCCUGGCCAAUCUCCUCGGUGAGACCACGUUCCGAGACAUCUGGAUCAGCCUCAUCGUCGGCUCUCUCGUUUUUACCCAGAUCCCUUUCUGCGUGUACAACGUCGUCCAGGCGCGACGCAAGAACGGCCUCCCCGUCGCCCCUGUCUUUCUUGAGUGGACUCCUAUGGCCGUAUAUACCAUUUCCAUUGGUCUGUGGGUCUUCUCUCCUUACAGCACGCUCAUGGAGGAGAACCAUCUUAUGCUCUUCUGCUUGACCUUGGCAUUCGUCUUUGGUCGCAUGACAACCAAGAUGAUCCUCGCCCACUUGACGCACCAGCCUUUCCCCUACUGGACUGUCAUGCUCUGGCCUCUCGUCGGCGGUGCUAUUCUCGGCAACCUGCCCCGAUUUGGCCUCUCUCAGGUUAGCGCUCGGUUCGAACUGAACUACCUGUGGGGCUACUUCUUCUUUGCUCUUGUUGUCUACUUCCGCUGGGCUUUCCUCGUUGUGGGCAGCAUCUGCGAAUAUCUCGGCAUCAACGCCCUCACCAUUCCUAAGGAGAAGCAGGUUGCCAACAAGCUGGCUCGCGACGCUACGAAGCUCCAUUAA